Messenger RNA from Anopheles coluzzii, 3006 nucleotides. Its product is annotated as polycomb protein Asx-like. The transcript has 6 exons. Gene Ontology annotation, cellular component: extracellular region. Gene Ontology annotation, molecular function: chitin binding. The record is from RefSeq and is a predicted model, not a curated record. NCBI's taxonomy places the organism in Eukaryota, Metazoa, Arthropoda, Insecta, Diptera, Culicidae. The coding region runs from base 179 to 2794 and encodes 871 amino acids.
CGUACGAUCUCUCAUCGGGUGGAUCGAGUGUACGAGUCAACUGCCAGAAAAGUGGAACCAUCUUAUCGUUACACCAUCAGUCGAUCGCGGCAUUUCGAACGGGUAUUGAAGAAGCCCGAUUUUUCGGCUGACUGACGACGUCAAACCGUUUCGAAAAACGGGAGGAAACUAUCCAAGGAUGCUACGCCGCUGUACGACGAACAGCCGUCUGUUGUUCUUUCUUGUCGCUGCUCUGCUUUUGCUGACCGUACCGGAUGGUGCUCGUGGCAAUGGUACGGGCGAGCCAACUGGAGCCGUCCGCACGGUAAUGGAUCUGAUGGAGGUGAUGCUGAAUCGGGACAUUCUGGAUAUGCUGCAAAACGGUGGCUUCGACUUCCGGCAGCCGGCUCGCAUCUUCCUUCCGCCCAAGUUUUACUCCAUCGUGCCGUACGACCAGGGCCACCAAAGCCCGGACCAGAUACUGGGCAGCAGCCACCUUGCCGCCCCACCCGUGGUGACAAUUGCCAGUGGUGGUGGUGCUGCUGCUGGAAAAGCCACCCAACCCGAGCAGCCACCAUCUGGUGCGUCCGUGGUCGAUAAACUCGCCCGUGCCGAGCAGGGCGGCGGCAGCAGGAUCAACUUGAUUUCGUAUUCCGAUGGCAAAGUGACGACAGGCCGUGGCCGUGGCGGGCAUCCUGCGGUGACCAAUAAGGGAAGCGAAACAUUAGAGAAAAAUGUCGGUACAAAUGUGAAUGGGGCAACGAAUUUCCCGCACAGUGGCAACAGGAAGCAAACGACGCCAGCAAACGACCGGCAGCAGCCGUCCCUAACGACCUCGAUAACGGAUCAAACGGUGUCACAAAAUGUCGGCCGCACACUUCCGACAUCCGGCCGGGUGGGGGACGUUGGUGGAAGCAGCACGACGGAUCAGCUACGUUCGGCCCUGCCCGGUGAACCGGAUGUCGAUUAUCCGAUAUUGGGUAGCGUGCCGGCGACACAGUUCACCUGCGACAACCGUCAUCAUGGUUAUUAUGCCGACGUUGAGACACGGUGCCAAGUGUUCCGGGUGUGCGCCAACACCGAUUCGACCGGGCGUGGCUUUGCGUUCCUCUGCCCCAAUGGGACACUCUUCAAUCAGCGCCAUCUGGUGUGCGAUUGGUACAUGAACGUGCGGUGCGAGGAAAGUGAGAGCCUUUACGGUGUGAAUGAAGCGAUCGGUCGGACGGACAGCGGUAUGGGCCGGAUGUUGAUGAGUGGAGAUCGGCAGGAUAUGAUGGAUGUUGUGAUGUCGAUGGUUACCUACCCGAUGCGUUCGUUGAUGGACCUCAUGAACGGGGUCGGUGUGAUCGAGGAGCGUGUGGGCGAACCGGAGGUACAGGAGGGGGAGGAGAUUGGAGUGCCACCGACUGUGGAGGGUGAACAGUACGUGACGGAACCAGAAACGGGGCUAGAACCACCGUUUCAACAAGGAAGAAUACAAUACAGCCCUCAACCGGUGGUGAAUCAGUACGGCGGACCAGUGGGGAAUAGCUUUGGAGCAGAUGUUAGUCCACCUGUUAGUGAUCCAAACGGCGCUAUUGGGUCGAAUGUGUACCGACCAAAGUUGGAUAAUGUUUAUGUGUCUAGUCUUGGGACGCUUUCAACCGAUCCUGGUUCUGGGUUCGAUCCGCAGCGCUCCACACUACUUACCAGAACGGAAGGAUCAGUGAGAACCGUGUCCGGAGUGCCACAAGCAGAUUCGUACGGCAUUGUAAAUCAGAACCAGGCCGGAUUUUCCAAUCCCAUCGCAACGAACGUUCAAUUGGUGCGAGCAGAUCUGAUCAAAUCCUGGAACGACCAGCAGCGACCAGUCCUACCGCAUCAGACGCCUUCGCUGAAACUUGCACCCGUUCCACGAAUUUCCCAGCAGUCCUACAAAAUUCCAAAGCCUCCCCGCCAGCAGCACCAGUAUCAACAACCGCAUCCACAGACACCGAGUGCCAUCUAUCGGCAAGGAUCGAUACUACCACCGACGGGCGUUUUGCCACCAUCCACCCUAACACGCACCGUAUUGAUCGGGGCCAACAACAAGCACGGCGAUCUGCCCUCGGCCCAUUGGUUUGCUCCCCCCGUACGGCAAGUGCUUCCGAUCCAGCGGGUAACCGUUGUACCGGAAAAUACGUACCAGCAGCAGCAGCAGCAUCAUCAGCAACAACAAUACCACCAGCAGCACCAUCAGCAGCACCAUCAGCACCAUCAGCAACAACUCCAUCAGCAGCAACAAAGUCACACACGACCGACAAACUUUUACCAUCCGGUUGGUACUGGCUCUGGUAGCCUUUUGCCUCACAGCACUGCCUCACAGCCUACUACAGUUGCUCAACGAACAGUGCCUCAAGUACAAGCAAACUUACCCUAUACGACCCCCGUGGCAACACUACAGGGUGGUCCUGUGGUACAUUACCCGUACAACCAUCCUCCAUCCCACACCGCGGUGCAACAAGUUCCGGGCGCGGCAAGCAAUCGGGACGGAAGUUACGCAGCUUACCAACAGCAGCAGCACCAGCAGCAGCAGCUUCUACUGCGCCGCAGCGAUAAUGUACCAACGCCGGUACCAACCGCGACCAAUGUAGUUCCCCGAAGGAGGCUUCAAACGAGCACGGUGCUACAGGUAGUGCCCGCGCUAAGCUUUUACCUUAACGAUGCCGAGGAAAAGCGAGCGUUCGAUGCUGCCGUCCGGCAGGGACUGUUUGACGAGCGGAGGCGUAGCGGUCGGGCCUACACGUCGUACCAGGUACCGCUGGGCAGUGUGGGACAUCUUGGAGCGCUGUCGUAGGCCGACCGGUCUGUACUAAGAACUAAUGUAAUUUAUUGGAAGUUCGUCUCGCAAGCUCGCAAGUGCGGUGCGGCUCAAAAGCGAUGUCCUUUGAACGGUGAACGAAACUGUACAGCAGUGGCACAGCGCACGUUUGUGGGCUGAAUAGUACGGAUGAGAUUAUGAUAGGAUGCAUAUAAAGAGAGGAAAAUAAAGCAAAGUAAAGAAAGUAA